AUGAGCGCCGAAGAUAUUGAAGUCCGAAUCCGAGGAAACCAUGCAAUGUCCGGUGUGGUGGAAAUCCGAGAUAACUCGACUGACUCAUGGGGGACCAUAUGUGCUGAUUCCUGGGACAAUGCUGAUGCCACGGUCAUCUGCAGAAUGCUUGGACACAUGUGGGGCAUAGGUCAUACGGUUAACAAGAAUCUACAGAAGGACGACAGUAUGCCAAUGCUCAUCCAAGACGUCCAGUGCUAUGGCAACGAGACGGCGCUGGGAGAGUGUCCGUAUGCAGGCUGGACGGUCCAGUUCUGUUGGUCAUUUCACUUGGCGACAGUCGAGUGCACCAAUCAAACUGUGAAACUGACUCCGCUGCAUGGGAUGAACUCGAGUAUGCUACACGGUGCUGUCGAGGUGCGGACCGCCUUCGGAUACCAGCCCGUCUGUGACGCAGGCUGGAACGAUGUGGCUGCCAAUGUCGUCUGCAGAGAGCUGGGUAAAGCUGCGGGCCGAGCGCUGUGCUGCUCCAAACUGAGUCCGUACAAACCGUACAUCUACACGACAUACAGCGCCCUCACCAACAUGAGCUGUUCCGGGACAGAGUCAUCGCUCGUCAAUUGUCCUCACAGUUCUGGGUCGAAUCUCUGUCCUACGGGUCACGUGGCAUCUGCUGUAUGCUAUGACCAACCGCUUAAGGACGUCUCCAUGGAUUACAGCAUUCGUCUGAGAGGCAGUGGCUCCACCUGGUGGGGAACAGUGGAAGUACGACACCUUGGCAUCUGGGGAGGCCUCUGCAUUGAUUCCCUGGAUGACGAUGUUUCCACAGUUAUCUGCAAGGAAACUGGCUUUGCUCACGGUAUCAACUUCGGUAGAGACGUCUCGGUGAAAACCAUGCCAGUCUGGGUGACGGAAGUCAACUGCACGACUGGUAACACAACCCGUUUAGAGCAGUGUGUGUCAUCGUGGGGUGAUCCUGUGCGCUUCUGUGCAGGGUACAACAGAGUACUGUGUACUAAAGCAGUGGAAGAUGCCCCAGUAGUUACUUUAAGCAAUGGGACAUACGGACGCGUGGACAUAACAUUUGCCGGUAAAACUGGAACAAUCUGUGAUGUCGGAUGGUCUGGAGCUGAUGCAGAGGUUGUGUGUAGGCAGCUGGGUUUCAGUGCAGGGACCGCAUUGACUGGGUCGUACUACGGGGCUGGUUCUGGGCCAGUCUAUCUGAGUGACGUAAAUUGCCGAGGACGAGAAUCAAAGAUCUGGGAGUGUAAACACGCAGGGUGGGAGUCGCAGGAGCAGAAAUGUGAAAACCACACACGUGACGCAUCCGUUGUUUGUCACAAUGGAACAGUGAGACUUGUAGCGGGAGAUCACUCUCACGGGAUAGUUGAGUUGUGGAACGGCGCCGUGUGGUACGUCCUGUGUGGUAAUCAUUUCUCUGACACUGACGCGGGCGUCGUGUGUCGACAGCUCGGUUUCCCGCAUGGCGUCAAGCUGCCCAUGGCGUCGUAUGCGACGUAUUACAGUAUGACGUAUGGACAGAGCGUAGACUGCGUUGGUAACGAGACCUCCAUUACAGACUGUCCCGUUUUCUCCUACAAGUGUGUUAAAAAAUACAACACUGAGUACGCAGCAGUUUUCUGCUCCAACAAACAGUUUACGAACGAAUUGUCGUUUAACAUUGACGGCGGGGGACCCAGCGGUGAUGUUGUCAUUGUCAUGGACGGUCUGGCAGGUCAUAUAUGUGACCUGUACUGGGACGACAAGGAUGCUGAUGUGUUAUGUCGCCAGGUCGGAUACACUGGGGGUGUGGCCGCAGAUUUCACGAGCCAAUCAAGACGUCCCUUUCUUCUGUCUGAAGUGCACUGUGACGGCACAGAAACGUCUCUGGGGAACUGCAGCAUGGGAGCUGAGAGCUGUAAACUGGGAAACUCGCUCGUCUUCAACCAGGCUGGAGUUUUCUGUUACACUAAUAAAGCUAUCUCGCUCCGUUUGCGUGGACACACGGGAAGGUCUGGCGUUGUGGAGAUCGUGUCAGAGCAGAAGGUGGGCACUGUGUGCGAGUCGCACCAGACAACCAUCGCUGAAAACAAUGCUGCUGUCGUCUGUAAACAGCUAGGCUUCAACACGGGUAUUCCCAGUCGAGCAUAUGGUCACGGUACGGGUGAUGUGAUGCUGGUUUCACCGCAGUGUCAAGGGAGUGAACCAACCCUCUGGAUGUGCAGCAGUGAUGGAUGGGGUCCGGGCUCCGUCACCCCCAAAUGUCGGAACCAUUCACUGGACAUGGGAGUGGUCUGUUUCAAGCAUGUUCAGUUGACGGGUGGCAGUUUGAGUCCUAACAAAUCGGUAGGCUUCGUUAGUGUAUUCCAAGAGGGUUCGUGGCGUCUGGCUUGUGCACAAGACUUCACUUCGAGAGAAGCAACUGUAGUCUGUCGCGAGCUGGGAUUCGAACAUGUGCAGUUGCUACCAGGCCUGGCUGAUUAUGCUUUCUACACUUACAAUAUUCUGUGUAAAGGAUCGGAGAAGGAUCUCGGGUCGUGUGACGUAAAACAGUCUAGAAACUACCAUUGUGAUUAUUCUUAUCGGCACGCCUAUGUGUCCUGCAGUGCCAGUCCUUUCUCAGAUGAAAUCACUGCCCUUUCUGGAGACACACAUCCAACAAUGGCGAUUUUCUCGAAAUACGACCAAAAUGUAACUGUCUGUUCGAAAAACUGGUCUGAUGCUAGUGCAGGUGUUGCAUGCCUAGAAAGGGGAUAUAGAUAUGGAUACGCAUUUGGGGCCAGGUUGAAUGUCAAACCCACAGCUUUGAUGGAGUUUAAUAUCAGUUGCUAUGGAAACGAAAGCAGCAUCAAUGAAUGCCAUAUUGGCACUUUGCAGUCACGGUCAAAAUGUUCCGUCGGAUGGCUGGUCUGUUCAAACAAGGAAUUGGACCCCAAACUCCGACUGGUGGACAACACUUCACAACCAACAACUUCUAACAAGGGACGCUUGGAGAUCAGGGUUAACGGAACAUGGGGGAGAGUGUGCGACCGUCACUGGACGACCGAAGACGCUAAAGUCGUGUGUAGACAGAUGGGCUUUUUGGACGGGCAGCCACUCACUGUGUCAGGUGGUGGUUCUCAUGGGCCAGUCUGGCUGCAAACUGUACAGUGUUCUGGUUCCGAAUCAUCCUUGUUUAAGUGUCCAAACACAGGAUUGGGCUUUACAAGUUGUCGUGGAGACGUGGGGGUUACCUGCACCGGAACAGUACGUUUGCAACCAAAUGCCGCAUUUGGCACAGUCCAGAUUUACAACGAUGAUGAAAGCAAUUACAAUUUGAUUUGUGCCGAUCACUUUGACGACAUUGAUGCCCAUGUCAUCUGCCGUCAACUUCAUUUCCUGUAUGGCAUCAAAAUGUGCUGUUCGGCAUUUGGACCACCACUCUACCGGAUCGGCGUCACGAAACUGCAGUGUACAGGGAACGAUAUCCGAGUGCAAAGCUGUCAACAGGAGACCAGUCUAACAUACUGCCCUAGUAGGAAGUAUGCAGCAGUUGUCUGCUCAGACACGAGCCCAAAUACAGGGUAUGCUAUUCAUCUCUCUAAUGGUCAUUUUGGGGUGGUGCAAGUAGAGUACAUGAAUCGCCAGGGACUGAUAUGUUCUGAUGGAUUCGACAACAAAGACGCUCGGGUCAUCUGUCGAGAAAAAGGUUUCAGCGAUGGCAUCGGCUACACGGCUUGGGAUGCCAUGGUCAACAGCAAACUACGGUGGCUGUCCAAUUUGAACUGCACCGGCAAUGAGUUGUACCUCUCUAGAUGCACACCAUUGCUGUUUGGAGAUCUGAGUAACUGCAGUAACCGAGGUGUGGCCGCGGUGAUGUGUUUCAAAAAUGAAAGUCAAGGUCUUGAGGUGCGACUGACUAAUCAAUCCGUUGUCGAGGGCGGCGUUGAAGUGGCUGUAGAUGGAAAGUGGGGGUUGAUAUGCGACCGAUACUUUGACGAUGGCGACGCCAAUGUCCUCUGUCGUAUGAUGGGUUACGUGGGUGGUAUCGAAUCACGACGGACGUUCCACACACUGCCAAUGUUGUCAUGGACAUUCAGUGACCUGCGGUGUGGUGGUGAUGAGCAGUCCAUUCUCCAGUGUCCGCUGGAUUACCUGGCCAGAGCAAGCUGUCCGUCUGGGAAACCAGCAUCCGUCAAGUGUUAUCAGACAGUUCGCCUAACCCCUGACAAACCUGGGCACUACGGCCGCGUGGAGAUGUACACCAACAACAUGUGGGUGGCAGUGUGUGACAACAACUUCAACGACAACACUGCAUUGGUCGUCUGCCGACAGCUCGGCUUUGUUGAUGGGAGAGCCCAGUGUUGCUCGGCAUACGGACCUGUGGAUACACCCAUCGAUGUGACCCUGUCAUCGUGCCUGGGGUCGGAGAAGGAUGUGUUUGACUGUGGUUACUCUAGUGGAAUGUGCAAGGCACAGACGUAUGCAUCAGUGUUCUGCUCGAAUGCAUCCCUAACCAAACAGGGAGUACAAGUCAAACUGAAGUAUCCCGUGUACCACUACUAUGGCACAAUUCACCUCAAUGUCUAUGGUUACUGGGGCCCAGUCUGUGACACCCUCUGGAAUGACAAGGCUGCCAGUGUCGCAUGCCGACAGAUGGGCUGGGCUGGUGGCGCUGCAACGCGGGGAUCUCGUCUGCGCAACUUGGCAGUUCUCGUCGAUACAGUCGCGUGCACUGGAACAGAACGUCAUCUGAACGCGUGUAGAAUUGACACGUUCCAGUCGUGUGCAUCCAACUCAACUGUGUCAGCGGUCACCUUGCCAGCAGCAGGGGUCCUGUGCUACAAUAAAGGUAUUGGUAUCCGCCUCGCCGGCGGCAACUCAUUCCACGGACGGGUAGAGGUCGGCUACGACGGUCAGUGGGGCGUGGUCUGUGACGUGUCCGGGAAGUUCGCGACCGUGGCGUGUCGUCAGCUCGGCUUUCAAAAUGGCGUCAUAUCGUAUUCCAGAAGGGAGUGUUUCUUCUGCUCCAAGCACCUGAUGAUGGGCAAUGUCAACUGCUCCGGGCUCGAGGAUUCCGUGUGGAGGUGUAAACACGACUGGUACAACUCCAUCAGCUACUGUGGCAGUGUCCACGUGAAGUGCUGGAAUUCUGUGUAUCUGACAGAAGGAUCCAGCGCAAAUGAGGGCCAAGUAUUUGUAGAUAAAAACGGAACAGUAGGGGCAGUAUGUGCAGAUGGCUGGUCAGCAGAAAAUACAAAGGUGACAUGUCAAGAGCUGGGUUUCACUGAUGGUUACGCCAUGUGUUGUGGACUCUUCAGGCGGACGGAGCCCAAGUUCUACAACUUUCGGUGUACGGGGUCGGAGAAACGGCUCACCAACUGCCCGCACACCAGUCACUCGUUCGAGACUUGUAAAUCAAACACUGUCGCUGUGGCGUGUUACACAAAGACGCCAUCUACAGAUUUCAAGUGGACACUGGCUGGAGGUAGCCGCUAUGGAGGAGAGAUUCAGGUGAAUUUCAUGCAUAUCACAGGAAAGGUUUGUCCGGAUGGAUGGACAGACAUGGAUUCUCGGGUGGCCUGUAGGGAGCUGGGCUUUGUAAACGGAAGCAGUUACACCCACUACCUGGCCUCACGGUCAACUCCCUACUGGACCUCAAGUGUUAUCUGCACGGGGAAUGAGGAGCGUCUAGCCGACUGUCAGAUGGCGGAACUGGGGUCGGUGAAGAUGUGCCACACACGACAUAGUGUUGGUAUUGUCUGUUACGAUAAAUCAGAUGUUUUUUUCUGGAUUUCUGAUGGAAGCAACAACAACAGCAGCAGCAGCAGUAGCAGUAGCAACAGCGGUCGUCUGGACGUUGCAGUGGAUGGUCAGUGGGGCACGGUGUGUAGUCUCUACUUCAGGAUGACCUCGGCGAUCGUUGCGUGCAGGGGUCUGGGCUACACCACGGGCUCGAUGACCAGCAAACCGUCCACCUCGGCCGGCCCCUCCUACAAGACCACGUACAUGUGUGGAGGUCAUGAGAAACAGCUGAGCGAGUGUCCACACCAAGGAUUGUCUCCCUCAAUGCUAGCCAGGUGCAGCAGUCAUAAGCAUGAUGUGUACCUGGAGUGUGUUGGUAACUUAAAACUUGGUACAGCAAUCUUCAAAAACCAGAUGCAGGGCCCGGUUCAGUAUAACUACAAAGGCAUGUGGUAUCCGGUUUGUGACACGGACUUCACUGACGUCACUGCCAAGAGGGUGUGCCAAGAUCUAGGCUUCUCAGACGGAAAGGCAUUGUGCUGUUCUGCCUUUGUCAGGAGCAGACUCAAAGACGAAUUAGGACUAGGAGUGGAACCCACUCUGACGCUGAACAUAAGCAUGGUGUGUGAGGGCGGAGAGCUAAGCGUAGCCGAGUGCGUCAAAGUUGGUGGGUGCAGACGUGAUGCAUACGCCUCGGUGGUGUGUUUGAAUUCAACUGAACCUGCAACUUCAGAAUACCAGUUCAGUUUUGCUAACGGUUCUGCUGAUCGUCAAGGGAUAUCGGUAAAGCAGUUCGGAAUACAGGGACGUAUUUGCAACACCUUGUGGGACGACCGGGAUGCUACAGUAUUCUGCAGAGGUCAAGGUUAUCGCAACGGGAUAGCCUACCACUACCAAGCAUUGUAUUUGGAAAGUAUUAAUAACCCGGCCCCGUACUGGGUUAGUGGUUUCAACUGUAGUGGGGAGGAGGCUGAUCUGACCAGCUGCCCGUUCAAUGACAGGCUGUCGCUUGGAAACUGCCAGACCGCUAACCAAGCAGCCGCUCUUUGCUUUAACAAAACAACAGAGAUCAAAUACCGUCUUGCGGGUGGAGACAAUUCCAGCUAUGGGCGUGUAGAAGUGAACGUGGACGGAGUCUGGGGUUCGGUCUGCGACCAACUGUGGGACGACAGGGAGGCGGGUGUUUUGUGUCGCCAGCUCGGCUUCCACGAUGGCUACGCGUUACCCAGGGCGCACUAUGGCAUGGGCAUGGGCCCAGUCUGGCUGAGCUAUUUGAGCUGUCAAGGCACAGAGUCCUCGCUGCACCAGUGUCCUCACUCGGGGUUUCACAACAGGAUCGCAUCGACUGGUCCCAGCUCCGAUGUCUGCUCAACCCACUCACAUGAUGCAUCUGUGGCCUGUAUUAAAGAUGUUCGACUAAGUGAGGGCCGCAAUGCUGCUCAAGGUGCUGUUGAAAUCUACACACACGGACAGUGGGCAGCAGUAUGUGAUGACAACUUCGACACUAAUGCUGCUACGGUUGUGUGUCGUGUUCUGGGAUUUACGAACGGGAUUCCACUGGUGGGGUCAAGAUUUGGCAACAUUUCCAAUGUCAUAGGCGUCAUGUCCAUGCAGUGCACAGGAUCAGAGGAAACCAUUACUGCCUGUAGACUGGUUCUCAGCGGUCAGUGUGUUAGUGGAAUGUACAUCUCGGUCACGUGUCAAAACGAACCAGUUCUUGAUAAUGGAUUCCAGCUCCGAAUUUCCAAGUCGCCAAACAGUACACCUUACUCCGGGAUGAUCGAAGUGAAACACAAAGGCAUCUGGGGAGCCGUCUGCAUGCCGUUGUUUGACGACAUUGAUGCUACGGUCGCCUGCCGACAGCUGGGAUUUUCAGCAGGGAUUGCCUACCGAGCGCCCGGGUUGGACAAUUUUGUUCUGUAUAGUCCGGAUGAUGAGAAGAACAAUAGUCCACCCGUGAUGAUGAUGUGGAACGUGAGCUGCCAGGGUGAGGAAACUUCUCUGGACCAGUGUGAGCACGGAAACGAUCCCACCAUCGACCAGUGUUCAUAUGGCCAGGCCAGGGCCGGCGUAAUCUGCUACAACAAUUCAGGCAUUCGGUUCCAGCUGGUUCAUGGGACUGACAAAGACCAGGGGAUCUUAGAAAUGGACUACGAUGGACAAAAAGGCUACGUGUGCGAUUUGCUCAAAUCUAAAACUAUUCCUAAAGUCGCCUGUCGAUCCAUGGGCUUCUCCGACGGAUUGAACAAACUACCACAGUCAACACCGACCACAACAACGGCAGAUCUGACCUUCUGGUUCAGCACAGUCUUGUGUCGCGGAGAUGAGACGUCCAUAGCAAGGUGUCGGAAUGACGGUUUCAGCAAAGGCAUUAGACCCAACCCAUUCCACUCUGUAUGCAGGAGGCGGCGGGCUUUUCUCUCUGUUCACUGCUUUCACCAACCUGUAGCGAUUACCAAGAUUCGGCUUGCAGACGGCAGUGCCGGCGACCGAGGACGGGUGGAGGUCUACCUGCAGGGUCCUAACCAGUGGGGGACAGUGUGCGACAGUCUGUGGAAUGAUCGUGAUGCCACGGUCGUCUGCAGACAGAUGGGUUACUCUGAGGGAACGGCUCUGAGAGGUGCUGCAUUCGGACCAGGGACCGGUCCAGUCUGGUUGUCCUCGCUCAGCUGUAACGGCACAGAGAUUGACAUCACCAAGUGCAGAUAUCAUGGAUUCUGGGUGACCAAGUGCAACCAUUACCAAGAUGCAUCGGUCAUCUGUCAGGGUCUCUUAAAUACAAGCUCUACUACAACUACAGCCAUGUCAACUUCUACAACUAUGACAACAUCGACACCAUUCUCAAUGACCUCUCCAGAACAUAAAACAGACACCAACUCGCCUACAGAUAUUUCCAGUACAGUCAGUACACUGCUGACUUCAACAGAGACGUCGCAAGGGAGAUCAGGCAAUGAAGCCGUCGACAGUCGCGUGUUGGUUCCAGCCAUUGUGGUGCCGCUCAUUCUCCUGCUGUUUGGCAUCACUGGCGUUGUCUGCUACCGACGUAAUAGGUCACGGACAGUGGCUCUGAAACGUGUGCCGUUAUCGGACAGUCACCCAAUUUCCGAGCUCCCCGGUGGACCAGUACAGUUGGAGGGAGAGGCGGCAGUGUAUUUUGCCGGUAGAGAUAAUGAUGAAAUCGGGUUUUCAAACCCGCUUUACGGCAAAGAUGAAUUCCUGAAUUAAAGUCUCAAUGAUGUGAAUGCAGCCCUCGAAAUUUGUGAUGGAAAUUGGAAGUAUCAGAUGCCACAAAAAGCUGUUGAUCAAUUUUGUCAUUGUCGGGUAUUUACUUUGUCAUUGCCUGUACUAAAUUGCUAUUACGGGAAGAUCUGUUUUUUGAGGGCUGUGAAUAUAAAUCUGGAUUAUUGCAAAGAUGAAAAUAAAAAUACAUAAAUGAAUGAUGUUUAGACAAAAGUUUCACUUCAUCAGUGGCAGAGACAAGAACUGGAAACAUGAUUGAAUUAUUGCAAAGAUGAAAAUAAAAUUACAUAUUAAAUGAAUAAUUUUUAGACAAACGUUUCACUUCAUCGGUAGCAGGGACAAGAACUGGAAAGAUAGCUGAAUAAAUUUAGACGAAAUAUAGACAUGGUGUAUGGUGAAGUCUGACCUCAGCUGAUUUAGACAAAAUGUAAACAGCGUUCAUGGAGGAGAUAAUAAUAGCAAAGAUGAAAGUUGAUGCACUCUUGAAGUAAAAUGUAAACCUGAGGCAUGUUCUUGAGGAACGACUGGUUUUUGCACCCAAUGUUAUAUGAAUGUGAUAUGGUAGAAGACAAGAAGGUACCAGUCACAUUUUUAGCAAGUGCUUGGCUUCCUGAAUAUUUCGAAAACUGACUGAAUGAAUUAGACACUUUUAAUCAAGUGGAUUUAUGCACGACAAAUUUAAGCUGCAAGUAUCGAUGAGAGGUGAGCCUGUAGGAACAAGAUCUUGAGUGGGGGUGACACAACAUCAAGUGGGUUCUCACAGCCUCCAUGUUGGGAAGUGGGGAGGGUCACAAGCCAUAUUUUAAUUUUUAUUUAUGUAGAGUAGGACAAAAAAAAACCCUCAUGUUUUCAUCCUGAAGCAUGAGAAAAAACCCUUAUGUUUUCAUCCUGAAGUAUGAGAAAAAACCCUUAUGUUUUCAUCCGAAGCAUGAGAAAAAACCCUUAUGUUUUCAUCCUGAAGCAUGAGAGGGGGUCACAAAUUCUCAUCUCAACUCAACCCACCCCCAGUUCUUUCAGGACUGGACGGAAUCCAAACAAUAAUAUGAUGUUUUCAAAAUAAAGUUCAUUUUAUUUUA
This is a messenger RNA of Gigantopelta aegis, 10019 nucleotides long. Its product is annotated as deleted in malignant brain tumors 1 protein-like. Lineage: Eukaryota; Metazoa; Mollusca; Gastropoda; Neomphalida; Peltospiridae. Bases 1 to 8928 code for a protein of 2975 amino acids. The record is from RefSeq and is a predicted model, not a curated record. The transcript has 34 exons. Gene Ontology annotation, cellular component: membrane.